AAGUAUCUGGUGGUAGGCAGUCCAGGUGUGGUGGCUUUACAGUUAUCAGGGCUGAGACUUCUUUUUCCUUCACCAGCCUCACACAUAGCUUCCUCCUCAUGGUCACCUCAUGCUCUAAUGUGGCUGUUAGAGUGUAAUUCAUCUCAGCUACAUUCCAGACAGCAGAAAAAAGGAAGGGGGAAGGAGCCUGGGGGGAGGAAGAGGAGCACACAAUGACACACUUCUUAGCUAAUUCCCACUAAGGGCCUUGCUGGAAGUCCAGGAUAAUAUUUCCAACACUUCUGUUAUGACUUACUGGCCAGAACUUAGUCACAUGGCCUUAUCCAGCUCUAAGGAAGACUUGGAAAUGUAGUUUUGUCGAUUUUUUUUUUCAUUUGAGGUAUAAUCUGCAUGCAGUGCAAGGCACAACUCUUCUAUAGUUUGAGAAGUUCUGACAAAUGUACAUACCAUAUAACCCACAUCCCUACCAAGAUAUAGAGCUUUCUAUCAUCCCUAGAAAUUCCUUCCUGAGGGGGUCUUAAAAAAAUGUUUUUGAUGUUUAUUUAUUUUGAAAGAGCGAGCAUGAGCAGGGGAGGGGUAGAGUGAGAGAGAGGUAAAGAGAAAGAAUCCCAAGCAGGCUCUGUGCUGCCAGUGCAAAGCCUGACGCGGGGCUCGAACUCAUGAACUGUGAGAUCAUGACCUGAGCCAAAAUCAAGAGUUGGGUGCUUAAUGGACUGAGACACCCAGGCACCCUGAGGGGGCUUUUUCUUUUUAAACAACCCCAAAGAGCUAAUGAGAGCUUAAAUAGGGUAGUAGCCUUGGGAAUGGAAAGAAGGCAUGGAGAGGCAGUGGAAGGAGAGUCCAAAGGAGAAUCAUUAGGUGUGGGAGAUGAGAAUCUAGAAGAAUGCUAAUAGCAGAGCCACUAACAGAAACAAGAUUGGGAGAGAAGUCUGGGUUACCGAUGGGAUGGAAGGAAAAAAAGGAAUGAGUACAGUAUUGGGUGUGUUGAUCUGAGGUGCUGGUCAAACAUGUAGGUGGAGAUACCAAGUAGGCAGUUGUAUCUAGAGUUUGUGAGGGCAUUCAGAGCUCAACUGCAUCAAAUACCAGAGCGAUGCUAAAGAGGACAAUGGAAAGACGCCUGGAUGGCUCAGUUGGUUAAUCGUCCACACUUCUGAUUUUGGCUCAGGUCAUGAUCUCACAUGAGAUUGAGUCCCACGUCGGGCUCUGUGCUAACAGCCCAGAGCCUGCUUGGGAUUCUCUCUCUCCCUCUCUCCCUCUCUCCCCAUCCCGUACUCUUGCUCUCUCUCUCUCAAACAUUAAAGAAGUAAGACAAGGGACCAAGAAAUGACCCAAGAAUUUGGUGACUUUGAGCUCACUGAUAACUUUUUGAGGGAGCAGAAUUCAGAUGCCAAGGCCUGAGUGGGCAGUGAGGGUUUGAAUCAUGCAGAAGGGGACUGAUUGCAUUGCCCGAAAUAAUUUAAAACCCCUCUUAAAAACUGAAGUCCCUUGGGGUGCCUGACUGGCUGAUACUGGAGUUGAGUUCAAGCCCCACAUUGGGCAAGAUAAAUAAAAAUAAAAACUGAGGUCUUUGCAUAAACAAAAGGGAGCUGCCCUUUUGACAAACUUGUUGAUGAAGGGAGGAAGGAGAUGUUGGUGUCAGGAAAAGAUCAGGAAUUCACCCUAUCCUUACAGGAAAAUACCUCCUGACUCUGAAAUUAACUUUCCAAAGGACAGGGAGAUGGGACAGCUAGCUACCUGUCUCCUUUUGGAUAUAUGACCUCUAGAAAUUCAAGCUGAAGGGCUGGAGGUGGGAGAGGGAUGCCAUCUCUAACAACUGCUGGGGGGAUGGGGGGCAGCCAGACACUGCCAGGACAGGUGUGAAGAGACCUAUCUUAAGAGUAAAGAGCAGAGAACAAACACGCUGGACUCAGGCAAUAAGGGGUUUGAAUCUUGUCUCUGUCGCCACCUAGCUAGAAGACCUUGGGCAAGUUACUUAACCUGAGCACCCAGCUCCUCGUCUGUAAAAUGGAAACAAUUAUGCCUACCUUUCAGGGUGGUUUUGAGAAUUACAGACAAGUGACUGGCACACAAUAGGUCAUCAUAAGUGGGUGCUAUUCAGUGAUCAGCCUCUCACUAAGGGACAGAACGGCAAACGGAAGGGUCAAAAUCCGCAACCUCACGAUCUUAGAGGGUAGGGAGGGCUUCCAGCGGCCUCCUCCCUCCAGGAGGUGGGGACAAGGUGGAGGAAGGGCUGCUGGAGGAGGAGCUGGCGCGUUGCUACCCGCCCCGUCCCGUCCAGUCCAGCCUGGGCGCCGAGGGAACCGCUGUCCUAGCCGCCGCCACCCGAACAGCCUGUCCUGGUGCCCCGUGCCCUGCCCCGUGUCCAGUCAUGACCCUGCGCCCCUCACUACUCCCGCUCCGUCUGCUGCUGCUGCUGCUGCUCAGUGGGGCGGUGUGCUGGGCUGAGGCUGGGUUCGAAACCGAAAGUCCCGUCCGGACCCUCCAAGUGGAGACCCUGGUGGAGCCCCCUGAGCCUUGCGCGGAGCCCGCUGCCUUUGGAGACACGCUGCACAUACACUACACGGGCAGCUUGGUAGAUGGACGCAUUAUUGACACUUCCCUGACCAGAGAUCCUCUGGUUAUAGAACUUGGCCAAAAGCAGGUGAUCCCAGGUCUGGAGCAGAGCCUUCUAGACAUGUGUGUGGGAGAGAAGCGAAGGGCAAUCAUUCCUUCUCACUUGGCCUAUGGAAAAAGGGGAUUUCCACCGUCCAUCCCAGCGGAUGCAGUGCUGCAGUUUGAUGUGGAGCUGAUUGCACUGAUCCGAGCCAACUACUGGCAAAAGCUGGUGAAGGGCAUUUUGCCUCUGGUAGGCAUGGCCAUGGUGCCAGCCCUCCUGGGCCUCAUUGGGUAUCACCUAUACAAAAAGGCCACCAGACCUAAAGUCUCCAAAAAGAAGCUCAAGGAAGAGAAACGAAACAAGAGCAAAAAGAAAUAAUAAAUAAUUUUUAAAAAUUU
Molecule: messenger RNA, 2994 nt
Organism: Acinonyx jubatus (cheetah)
Lineage: Eukaryota; Metazoa; Chordata; Mammalia; Carnivora; Felidae
Gene: FKBP11
Product: FKBP prolyl isomerase 11
Exons: 6
Coding region: 2369-2974 (201 amino acids)
Biological process (GO): protein peptidyl-prolyl isomerization
Molecular function (GO): peptidyl-prolyl cis-trans isomerase activity
Source: RefSeq, a predicted model, not a curated record